Medicago truncatula (barrel medic) is the source of this 915-nucleotide messenger RNA. RefSeq names its product NADPH-dependent pterin aldehyde reductase. Gene Ontology annotation, cellular component: cytosol. Gene Ontology annotation, molecular function: oxidoreductase activity, acting on the CH-OH group of donors, NAD or NADP as acceptor. The transcript has a single exon. The coding region runs from base 67 to 840 and encodes 257 amino acids. Gene Ontology annotation, biological process: folic acid-containing compound metabolic process. The record is from RefSeq and is a predicted model, not a curated record. NCBI's taxonomy places the organism in Eukaryota, Viridiplantae, Streptophyta, Magnoliopsida, Fabales, Fabaceae.
AAUAGAUUAUAAAUAUGCUCUCAAAAAUUAUAGAAUUGAGAAAGUGGAAGAAGAAUUGGAUUGAAGAUGGCUGGUAGUGACGGUGAUAGAGGCGGAGGAAAAGGGAUCGAAAUGGGAAUUGAAAUAGGGAGGAGUGAAGGAAAUCGAAUAGUGAUUAAAACUAACGUUAGCAAAGGCCUCGGAAGGGUUCUUGUGAUUGAAUUAUUGGCUUAUCGCAGCCACACCAUUAUUGGAUGUUCAUGUGAUCAGGAUAAACUCGACUUCCUUCAAUCUCAACUUCCCAAUAACAACCAUCAUCUAUUCCUCAAUAUUGAUGUUAGGUGCAAUAACAGAGUUGAAGAGAUGGCGUGCAUUUUUAUGGAGAAAAAUGGAGGUCCUUCAGAUAUUAUAGUGAACGGCGCCGGAGUCGUUAACAAGAACAACAAGAUGUGGGAGGUUCCGUCUGAAGAGUUUGAUUUGGUGAUGGAUACCAACUUGAAAGGUGCUGCCAAUGUGUUGAGGCCCUUCAUACCUUUGAUGGUUAAAAAUAAAAAGUAUGAAGAGGGAGGGAUAAUAGUGAACAUGUCUUCAGGUUGGGGAAGAUCAGUUGCUGCACUUGUAGCACCUUACUGUGUAUCCAAAUGGGCAAUUGAAGGACUUACCAAGUCUGUUGUUGAAGAGUUGCCUAAAGUAAUGGCAGUGGUGGCACUCAAUCCAGGGGUCAUCAACACUAACAUGCUUGCUUUUUGCUAUGGUGCUUCCUCAUCUCUUUAUCGAUUCCCAGAAUCAUGGGUUUUGGAGGCAGCCACCAAGAUACUCAAUCUUACACCAACAGAUAAUGGUUCUUCUCUCUCUAUUUGAAGUCACUCACCUAAUCUCCUAGCUAGAUAUCUACUUACAUGAUUGAUUAUCGACUUGAUUUGUAUUAGUAUUUUG